Molecule: messenger RNA, 1932 nt
Organism: Elgaria multicarinata webbii
Lineage: Eukaryota; Metazoa; Chordata; Lepidosauria; Squamata; Anguidae
Gene: SPNS1
Product: SPNS lysolipid transporter 1, lysophospholipid
Exons: 13
Coding region: 152-1714 (520 amino acids)
Biological process (GO): transmembrane transport
Cellular component (GO): membrane
Molecular function (GO): transmembrane transporter activity
Source: RefSeq, a predicted model, not a curated record
UAAAACCCCUCCACGCAGCUCACGUGAUCUUCCCAGGCUGCUCCGCAGAGGCCGGGGCUUAGAAGGUGCUGAACCCACCCCGCUCCGCCCGCCCGCCCGCCCUUUGACUCUCCUUGGUGAUCCUGCCAGUGGGCCCUCCUGGUCCCCGGCCAUGGCAUCCCAGUGGCAACCCUACGUUGAUACGGCCCCCAUCCUGGCCCAGGCGGAUGACACCGAAGAAGAGGAAAAGGGGGGUCUUCAGGCGGGCGACAAAGGGGAAGAAGAGGUACAGGCCCUCACGGGGAUUUCCUCUAAACAUGCUGUUCUCAUUGUGGGGGUCCUUUUCCUUAUCAACCUGCUGAACUACAUGGACCGCUUCACUGUGGCUGGCGUUCUUCCUGACAUUGAGAAUUAUUUUGAAAUUGAUGACAGCAAAUCUGGACUCCUACAGACAGUUUUUAUUAGCAGUUACAUGGUAUUGGCACCAAUUUUCGGUUACCUAGGGGAUCGCUAUAAUCGCAAAUACCUGAUGUGCGUCGGGAUCUUCUUCUGGUCUUUUGUGACUCUGGCGAGCAGCUACAUCCCCAAGAAGUGGUUCUCGUUGCUGCUGCUGACGCGAGGCCUAGUGGGUGUUGGAGAGGCUAGCUACUCCACCAUUGCCCCCACCAUCAUCGCCGAUCUGUUCCUGGGUCAACGGCGUUCCCGCAUGCUUAGCAUCUUCUAUUUCGCCAUCCCUGUAGGCAGUGGAUUGGGCUACAUUGUGGGGUCACAGGUGAAAGUCCUGGCUGGCGACUGGCACUGGGCUCUGCGAGUGACUCCGGGCCUGGGGUUGCUGGUUUUGUUGCUGCUGAUAACUGUGGUGCGUGAGCCUCCUCGGGGGGCCUUGGAGACAUGCUCUGAUACCCCGCUGCAAAAUACUUCAUGGGCAGCUGACCUGCGGGCCCUGAGCCGCAACCGCAGUUUUGUGCUCUCAUCACUAGGCUUCACAGCUGUGGCCUUCGUAACAGGUUGCUUGGCUCUGUGGGCCCCUGUGUUCCUGUACCGCUCACGCCUGGCCAACGGAAGCGUGCAGCCGUGUCCCCUAAGGAAAGUUUGCCAUGAUGACUAUGACAGCCUCGUCUUCGGGAUCAUCACUUGCGUGACUGGCGUGCUGGGCGUCACUGCUGGGGUGGAGAUUUCCCGGCGCUGGCAGCGCACCAACCCCCGCGCUGACCCCCUGGUGUGCGCAAUUGGUCUGCUGGUCUCUGCCCCCUUCCUGUACCUGGCGUUGGUGUGCGCUCAGCAGAGCAUCGCAGCCACUUACGUAUUUAUUUUCAUUGGUGAGACCUUCCUCUCCCUCAACUGGGCCAUCGUAGCUGACAUCCUUCUGUACGUCGUCAUCCCCACGCGCCGUUCUACCGCCGAAGCGUUCCAGAUCCUGCUGUCCCAUCUCCUGGGUGAUGCUGGCAGCCCUUACCUCAUUGGCCUGAUCAGUGACGGAAUCCAAGGGGAUCGCUCCCCGUCAGCCCUGUCACACUUCCGAAGCCUCGAAUACGCACUCAUGGUCUGCGCUUUUGUGGGAGUGAUUGGCGGCGGCUUCUUCCUAGCCACGGCGUGCUUCAUCCAGGCCGACCGUAAACGCACGGAGCUCUACGCACAAGGGCAGCUCGUGGAAUCCUCCGAAGGCGAAGAUCGCAUUGUGGUUCCUCAGCGCGGCCGAUCGACAAAAGUCCCGGUCUCCAGCGUCCUGAUUUGAAUCCUGCUGCCCACCCUACUCUUCUAAUCUGGGAAACGAAGAUGGACUUUGGGGCUCUGUGCUCAGCUGCUAUAGGGAGAUCAGGACUCUUUGAACGGACCUUGGGCGGGCAGGGGGGGUCUUGUGGACAGCAGGGAAACUCACAUUUUGGUUGUACUUGGGAUUUUUAUAAAGCAUUAACUUUAUUCAGACUCAUGUGGCAUUUUUCUGAUGAAUGG